UACUUUAUGUACUUCGAAAUUAGUUUUCCAGAAAAACAACUUCAAGCUUGAAUCGGCAAAAACCUACGGCUCAUGAAGUAGUUUCAGUGGGACACGGUGCUUGAAGUUACUUGUAUCUUACAGAGUUGUCAGCUUUUGUUGGUGCAUGAUGAUACCCUCAAGGCAUUCAAACUUCGUUGUCUCCCGUCGCAAGUUUGGGAUAGUAUUUUUAUCUACAUUUUUGCUUCUGGUACUAUGUUGUUUUUACACUGACGACUUGUUCCAAGUUAAUAAACAACAAAGAACGGGAGGAGUUUUUCUAAGACGUCCUCGUACUGCUGGAGAGUUUUUACGACGUCAGUUUGGUGAACCUCAUAGCGUGGUGAACGAAGAGUUGGUAUACUCUGUUGGUGGCGUAAUUGUUCGUUGCAGCGACAAAGUUUUAGAAGAAUCGAAUUUGAAACUGGGUUCCAGAGUGUUGGAAAGGCUUGCUCGGGGAUGGAGAGGUUUACUUGUACCUUCUAAACCUAAUGAAAUUGUUACUGCACCCCUCUCGAGGGCCACACAGAAUCUAAAAGUUCGACGUGACAUAAGAACACUCUCAAAAGAAGAAAAGAAAGAACUGCGUGAUGCUUUUUUGAAAUUGAAAAAUGAAGGAAACCCACUUACUGGUGUUACUUAUGACACAUUUAACCGUUUACACGAUGCUGACGAUAUGAUGUUAUAUGGACAUAUGGCACCCUCAUUUCUUCCAUGGCAUCGCUACUUUGUUUAUCUGAUGGAAGUACAACUCCAAAACUUGACUGGAAAUCCUAACCUGACUAUACCUUAUUGGGACUUUAUUGAAGACUCAGGACUCACCAGUGUCUUUCGUCCAGACUUUUUGGGUGGUAAUGGAAUCGGCAAUUCUUCAACACCUGCUGCUAAAGUUGCGGAGGCACAUGGAGUUGCGGAUAUCAAUAGUCCUGUAUUAGAUGGCCCUUUUGCCUAUCAUAAGGGUCAAUGGAAUUGUUCGGAAGGUCCACUUGUUCCUUUUCUGAGACGAGAUUUUGGUUAUACUGAAUUCUCACCAAGCUUACCAGACAAGUCGCAACUCCGGCAGUGUAUGAAUUUGAAGAUAUAUGACGUAUUUCCAUUUGACUCACAUUCAGACAAGAAUAUUUCUUUUCGAGCGUGCGUGGAAGGAUGGGCUUCUGCAUAUGGAGAACCAGAUUUCUUACAUAAUCGAGUACACGCAUAUAUUGGGGGCAAUAUGAGAGAGAUUCGGUCAUCAAGUACAGACCCUGUAUUUUAUUUAGUUCAUGCUAAUGUAGAUCGAAUUUUCGCUAGUUGGCAACGUAUCAAUGGAAUUGAUCAGUAUGAGCCAAAAUAUCGAAUCGACAGAGGUUAUAUGGCCCUCGAUGAAUAUUUGAGGUUGCUGAGUCCUCCACGAACAAUUCGCCAACUUUUAAAUUAUGAAGAUUUGGGUUAUACUUAUGAUCGCUUUAUUGAUUUGGAAUAAAGCAAAAAUAUUUCUGCUCCAUUUAAUUUCUUGUC
Galdieria sulphuraria is the source of this 1515-nucleotide messenger RNA. RefSeq names its product tyrosinase. The transcript has a single exon. The record is from RefSeq and is a predicted model, not a curated record. Gene Ontology annotation, molecular function: oxidoreductase activity. Lineage: Eukaryota; Rhodophyta; Bangiophyceae; Galdieriales; Galdieriaceae. Bases 146 to 1480 code for a protein of 444 amino acids.